This is a messenger RNA of Drosophila melanogaster (fruit fly), 323 nucleotides long. RefSeq names its product Drosomycin-like 4 (gene Drsl4). The record is from RefSeq and is marked reviewed. Gene Ontology annotation, biological process: defense response. The transcript has a single exon. The coding region runs from base 18 to 233 and encodes 71 amino acids. Gene Ontology annotation, cellular component: extracellular region. Lineage: Eukaryota; Metazoa; Arthropoda; Insecta; Diptera; Drosophilidae.
AGAAGAACAUUCUAAUAAUGGCUCAAAUUAAAGGAUUGUUUGCUCUCCUCGCUGUGGUGACCAUUGUCCUAAUGGUGGCCAACUCGGCUUCGGCCGUGGAUUGCCCAUCUGGAAGAUUCAGUGGUCCUUGCUGGGCCUGGGAUGGAGAGCAGUGCCGUCGCCUCUGCAGGGAGGAAGGACGUGUCAGUGGACACUGCAGUGCCAGUCUGAAGUGCUGGUGCGAACAAUGCUGAGGAUCCUCAUCGUCCAAUAUGUUUGACACAUAUGUGUGUCAUAUGUUUUUUAUUGUUUUGAAAAGAAAAAUAAAGAAUAUACUUCACAGC